Molecule: messenger RNA, 6645 nt
Organism: Colossoma macropomum (tambaqui)
Lineage: Eukaryota; Metazoa; Chordata; Actinopteri; Characiformes; Serrasalmidae
Gene: evpla
Product: envoplakin a
Exons: 22
Coding region: 240-6269 (2009 amino acids)
Biological process (GO): intermediate filament cytoskeleton organization; wound healing
Cellular component (GO): intermediate filament; cytoskeleton; cytoplasm
Molecular function (GO): structural molecule activity; cadherin binding
Source: RefSeq, a predicted model, not a curated record
GGUGGAGCAGCGACAAACAAACAUCUCCACUUUUAACACAGUGACACUUCAGGGGACACACACACACCCUCACAGAGCCACACCGAGUGUGUGUGUGCAUAUGAGAGACGGAGAGAGAAGGAGCAACAGCACGACAGUGAGCUCAGGAGUGCGUGAGGGGAUCUGAGAGCAGCUCUGAGGCUGAGAGUAACACACAGACGCACUGAGAAGGUGACUUUCACCUUACCUGAACCUGCAGGAUGUUUAAGAAGAAAGAAUCCACCAAGGAUGGGACCCUCAAAGGCUCCACAAAACUGACCAAGUCUCAGGCGAAUGACCUGGCCUUGUUGAUCGCGCGUAUGCAGAAGAAUGCUGACACAGUGGAAAAAGACGUGCUGAAAGCCGAAGAGCUGCUGGUUAUUGAUGCAGAAAAUGAGAAGAAGAAACAGCCUCUUAAGCACCAGAAGGAGACGGCUGACAACUUGUCUGAGGCCGAGGGACUUCUGAAGGAUCUCUUCCUGGAUUUGGACAAAGCCAAGAAAAUGAAACACCCACAGGCCGGAGAGAUCGAGAACGACGUGAGCCGUCUUCAUGAACGCUGGCUGAAGGACUGCUCCUUCUACCGUGAAGUCUACGAGCCCAUGAAUGAGGUGGGCCUGCAGCCACGCAUCAACUGGGCUCAGGUGUUCAACCAGAAGCAGAAAGAAGUAAACUCAGAGGCGUAUGGGCCCUCCAUAGCUGACCUGGAGAAACAGAUUGCAGCCCAUAAUAUCCUACACAAGGAGAUCGAGGCCUAUAACACUCAGCUCAGCCCAGGGACCACCAGCUCUCAGGAGGAAUAUGCUGCAAUCAAGAAACAGUACUCCAAUCUCUUGGAUAACUCGAAAUGGCGACGUCACUACCUGAGCAGCCUGUAUGAGUACAUGCAGGCCUGUAAUAAAGAAGUGUCAUACCUCGGUGAAGAGCAGGCCAAGAUCCUCCAACAGGACUGGAGUGACCGCAUGGUGGACCCACCUGAUGUCCGGCGGCGCUAUGAGAACUUUAAAAACAACAGUCUCCUGUCUCACGAGAGCGAGGUCAACAAACUUCAGGACGAUGGAGACCGCCUGAUAGAGCUCAAACAUCCGGCUACAAACGCCAUACUGGCUCAGAGAGAAGCGCUGAGGAAAGAGUGGGAGAAAUUCCUGAACCUCUGCAUCUGCCAAGAAACCCACCUGGACAAUGUGGACGAGUACAAAAAGUACCAAUUGGACGCUGAGACGUUGUCCGAGUCAUUAUCUGGCUUCAGUUCCACACUGGACCCAAAAGCUCUUGCUAACAAGACCAACACAGAGAUUCAGCUGCAGCUCGAGGCAGACGAGAGGCCACUCCAGCGCAGUGAGCAGCUCUUAGCUGACCUGAGGAAGCGCAGCACCACCAUCGCUCCCCUCAAACUCCGCCGCAUCCCUCCCAGCAAACCCACCACUGUAGAGUCACUGUGUGACUGGAGCACGCCCAAGGCCUCUGUGUCAAGAGGGGAGAGAUUCACCUUAAAGUCCAACGCCAACAAUGCAGGCUGGGAAGUGCAGUCCAGCGAAGGGGCGACCAAGAGCAUUCCUGGAGUUUGUUUCCUGAUUCCUCCGCCUGAUCCAGAAGCCAUCAGCAGAGUGGACCUGCUGGGUAAAGAACUGGAGGAUGUGAAGAAAAGGCGUGCGGCAGUGAGGGCCACGCUGAAGAGUCAAACUCCAGAGCCUGCACGACAGCAGAAAGCAGUUCCAGUGUCUAAAGCUCCUGAGAACCCUAAAACCGCAGAACUGGCUGGACGUCUGGAUCAGUUGGACAAGGACCUGGCGAAAGCAGAACAGGACAUCUUGAACCGCAUGAGAGCUCCUCUGGACCGCAGUGAUCCAGCUAAAGAUCUCGCUAACCGCCUGAAGGAACAAGAGAAAGCUGCUGCGGCUCUGCGGCAGCUGGAGCAGCAGAAAGCAGCUGCGCAGAAAGAUCUGGAGCCCCUGGUGUCCCAGGACUCCAACGGCCUGGUAUCAUCCGCUCUGCCGGACAAACUUAACCAGGCCAAAAACAAGCAAGACAGCCUCGCCACACUCAACGACCUCUACACCAAGAAGGCUAAUGCAUCCAUGAAUUUGGAAAACCAAAUAAAGAAAGUGGAUGGAAUCGUUUCUGGCUUUGAGAAGCAGCUGAGUAAUGAUAGUGCUAUUUCAGACACUCCCAAUGCCCUCCAGAACCGCACACAGAACCUGCAAAGCUUAAAGAAGGAUGUUACUGCUGCUCAGCCUGAGAUGCAGAAGCUAAGCAAGGACCUGGAGACCACAGAGAAGCUGUGCAGUUCCCUCCAGCAGGGAUAUCAGGAGUACUGCACAGAUAUACGCAGACAGGAAGCUAAGGUUAAAGGCCUGCAGAUCCGCUACGCUAACGUCAACAACCAGCUAACGGAGCGAGAGAGUCUUCUGCAAGCGGCUGCCACCAAAAAUCAAGACUUCCAGAAUGCUAGCCAAUCGCUGAGUUCCUUCUUAGAUAAUCUGCCCAACAACAAGGUCAAUCCCAAUGACAGCUUGUCCCAAGUCAGCGCAAAGCAGAGUUCUCAGGAGAGGGUGGUAGAGGACAUUAGAAGGAAAGCUGAUGAUGUGGACAGGGUGGUUGACCUCUCCCAGGAACUGCAGGACCUCCUCAAUGAAUAUGAGAUUAACUCUGACAAGUACAAGGCUACUGUCAAAAACCCUGAUGCAACAGAUGCUAAAAGGACACCCACUUCCACCCUGGCUGACUCUGUGGCAAAACAGGAAAAGGCUCUGGUGAACCGUUAUGCCAACACAGCAGCUGCAAAUGACCAACUUCUCAACCAAAUGGACAUAGCGAAGAAUGUUCUUGCUCAGAAUGAGGAGAAGGUUAUGAUGGUACAGCAGCAACAACAGCAGCAGCAGCAACAGCAAGAAAAAACCUUUGCAGAGGUUGAGACCUUACAGAAGCAGCUUAACGAGGAAGCUGCCAGACGUGCUAGUGCUGAAUCUCAGCUUAAGAACUUCAAGGACAGGGUGUACUCCCUGAGGAGCAGGAAAGGUAUUGAACGUGUGGAAGAGAAAGAGGUUCUGCAAUACUACCGUGACCCAAAGCUUGAGUCUGAUCUGGAGGAGUUUAAGAAAACGCUCCACGAAGAGGCCAUGAAACGCACCAGAACCGAAAGUGAGAUUGAGGUACUCACUAGAAGGAUCACUACUCUGGAAAACGAUCUUAAAAACAGCACACCGAAACUGGUGACCAGAGAGGUCACUAAAUAUGAGAGGGACCCUCAGCUGGAUGUGGAGGCUUCAAAACUGAGGAAUGAGAUAAGCACACUGGUGAAUGAGGUCAGACUUAAAGAUAAUGAAGGAGGUCAACUGAAAACAGAGGUAAUCAUCUUGGAGCAAAAGAGACCCAGCAUCAGAGAGAAGGUAGUACAGAAGGAGGUGGUCAAAGUAGAGAAAGAUCCUGAGAUGCUGAAGGCGGUCAGGUCUUUUAAGAUUGAGAUUGAAGAUGAGGGUGAGAGGGCCAAGUCUUUGAACAAUGAAAUUCUCCAAACAAGGAGCCAGAUUGGCUCUCUUGAGAGACUCAUCCCUACCUUACAGCCCAAAAUUGUGACAAAAGAGGUGAAGACAGUUGAAAAAGACCCUGUGCUCAUUAGCGAUUCCAAAAGACUUCAGUCCAGCAUAGAGGAAGAGAGACACCAGAAUAAUAUGCUCACGAGGGAACUGAGUGAACUUCAGUCGCGGUAUGUCCAACUUGAGCAGCUGAAACCAAAGGUGGACAUCAAGGAGAUCGUUAAUGAGGUCUACAGGGUUUCCCCAGAGACUGAAACAGAGAUGACGAGGUUGAGAAGAGAACUUCAAGAUAUCACCAGGCAGAGCACUGAUUAUGAAAGACAAAUCAGUUUGGUCAAAAUUGAUUUGGAUGUUAUUCGUGCUCAGAAGCCCAUAAUUGAAUACAAAGAUGUGGUCAAAGAGGUAGUGAAAGAAGAACGCAGUCCUGAAAAUGUAAGAGAGAUUCAAAAGCUCACAGAACAAAUCAAUGGCCUUGAGAGAACAUACAAUGCCUCCCAAGAUGAAGUGAACCGUCUAAAGAGGGAGCGAGACGAACUGAAGGUAGAGAAGUCAAAGGUAGAGACUAAGGUGGUCACUAAAGAUGUUGUCAAGCAAAUCAAUGAUCCACUCUUGGAGAAAGAGGCAGACCGACUAAGAAGGGAGGUACGCGAAGAAGCACAGAGACGCAGAACCAUAGAGGAACUGGUAUUUGAUCUUCAGAAUAAAUACAUACAGCUGGAAAGACAGAGACCAGAGGAGAAGGUGGUGGUUCAAGAGAUGGUGCGGUUAGAGAAAGACCCAAUGCAGCUUAUGGAGCAUGACAGGCUGGGAAGAACUCUAGAUGAGGAGAUAAAUAAUCGCAGAAAGGCAGAUCAGGAGGUUCAGCGACUAAGAGCCCUGAUAGAGGACAAGGAGAGGACUAUUAGGGAAAGUGAUGAGAGGCAAAGAAGGAUUCAGGUGGAGAAUGAAUUGACACAAAUCAAAUCUCGUAUCAAUGAGCUAGAGAAUGCCCCACCACCGGUUCAAGAGUAUAUUGUUACAGAGGAAGUUCUUAAGGUAGAGAGGGACCCAAAACUGGAGAAACUGACCAGUGGUCUCAGGACAGAUUUUGACAGAGAGAGCAAUGAGGUCAUGCGGUUGGAGAGGGACAUCAGGAAUGUGAAACUCCAAAUAGAUAUCCUGCAAAAGGAGAAAUCGUUUGAGAGAACGGUCUACAAAGAGGUGGUCAGGGUAGAGAAAGACCAAACUGUGGAGGCUGAACGCUCUCACCUUAGAGACCAGGCGCUGCAACAGAAAAACGCCAGAUUAGACCUGGAGGAUGAACUCCGUCGGCUUACUGAGAAACUGCAGCGACUGCAAAGCAGAAAAACAACUAUUUCUCAGGAGGAGACUAACCUUACACUCCAAAGGGAUUCCCUUCUGAAAGAAAAACAGGACCUCCAAAGAGAGCUUAGAACUCUGGAGAACGAAAAGAAAGAAACCAGCAUCUCAUUCCAGCAGCAGUCCAGGCUGAUGAGUGAAAAAAGCCAAAUGAGCAGACAAAGGAGCAUCAAGAUGGAGUCAGAUGUUCAGCGCCUGGAAAGAGAAAUCCUAGAUGAGAAGGACAGGAUUCACAAGCGAGAGAACACCAUAACAGAGCUCCAGAACAGCUUGAAGAAAGAGGAAGUUGCCUUAGAAACUCGCACACAAGAGAAAAAUGUUUCCACCAGAAUCACCAUCCUGGAUCCUGAGACUGGAAAAGACAUGUCACCCUAUGAGGCAUACAUUCAAGGGCUGAUUGAUCACAGCCAGUACACCCAUUUGCAGGAAUUAGAAUGUGACUGGGAAGAGAUCACGACACUGGGACCUGAAGGGGAAACAUCUGUCUUGCAAGAUCGCAAGAGCGGCAAGCAAUACUCCAUCAAGAAUGCACUCAAAGAAGGCAAAAUUUCUCAGUAUCAACUGCAACAAUACAAAGACGGCAAGAUUCCCAUCUCAGAGUUUGCUCUCCUUGUGGCUGGAGAAAUGAAAAAAACGCCUUCAAUCACUUCAGUCACCAGCCAGAAGACUUCACAGAAACCCUCCUACAGCAACAGUAUCUCCACUUCCCUUGAUUCGCAGCUUCCUAUUUGUGGAGUUUAUGACAAAGACACCAAUACUUGCCUCUCUGUGCGAAUGGCCAUGACCCGAAAGAUGAUAGACAAUACUACGGCCCAAAGGUUGCUGGAGGCACAGGCAGCCACUGGUGGUAUCGUGGACAUCAUGAACAAAGAAAGAUACUCUGUUCAUAAAGCCGCAGAUCGUGGUCUGAUUGAAUCCAGUCAACUUCAACGGUUGCUCAAUGCUCAGAAGGCCUUCAGUGGCGUUGAGGAUCCGGUAACCAGGGAACGUCUCUCGAUUGGAGAAGCCGUCCAGAAAGGGUGGAUGCCAAAAGACACUGCCAUGCGUUACAUGGAGGCACAGUACCUGACCGGCGGACUGGUUGACCCCAACCGAGCAGGCAGAGUGAACACUGUAGAUGCGGUUAAAGCCAAAAUGAUCGACAGCACAAUGAUGAGAGAGAUUCAGGAAGAGGCAAACUACAACAAGGAGUUGACGGAUCCAGUUACAAAGCAGAAGGUCAACUAUAAGCAAGCAAUGGCACUGUGCAAGAAAGACCCAGAGUCAGGGCUUCCCAUGCUUCCUGCCUCUUCCAGAGAUGCUGUCUACGUCCCUUCAUACUACAGCCACAGAUCUUCUCCUUACAGCUUCUCCUAGACAUGUUUACAGCCAAGUCAUGGGCAGUUUCUGCAGUUUUACUGGCACAGUGGAAACAUGUUUAUAAAAUUCAAUAUAAAACUCAGAUUAUUGUUCAUCUCAGGAAAAUGCUGCCAAUUCAAUGUUGCCAAUUACUACAUGAGCAGACAAAAAUGUUAAUGCUGGUACUAGUGAGUCACAGCUAAUAUGGGCAAUUUAGCAUUAUGUAAUCAUGCUAACUGAUAUGCACUGGCUUUCUUCGAUUAUUGGCUUUUUUGUUAGAUUUUUUGUUUUAGAUAAACAACAUUCUUUUAAAGGCUUCCACUGCUGAGAUACUUGUUUACUGAAUUUGUAUGACAAGAACCAAAAAUAUAUAUAUAUAUGAAUAUUCAUCCAA